This is a messenger RNA of Tachysurus fulvidraco (yellow catfish), 1282 nucleotides long. RefSeq names its product SIN3-HDAC complex associated factor, like (gene sinhcafl). The record is from RefSeq and is a predicted model, not a curated record. Lineage: Eukaryota; Metazoa; Chordata; Actinopteri; Siluriformes; Bagridae. The coding region runs from base 169 to 852 and encodes 227 amino acids. The transcript is spliced from 6 exons. Gene Ontology annotation, biological process: negative regulation of cell migration.
CUAACGCUCCUUAUAUGGACUUCCUGUGAACCGCCGCGCCGUUUUCCUCUGGUAUUUGUAUGCUAAUGAGGCUCCUCCAUUCAUGCGCGUGCGGUCCGUAGUAAGACAUGCGCAGUGCGGAGGAAUAAAACGGACGGAAUUUCAAAGUUUCCGACGGAUCAACCAGAAAUGUUUGGAUUUCACAAAUCCAAGAUUUAUCGCAGCCACGAAGGCUGCUGCAUUUGCAAGACCAAGUCGUCCAGUUCCCGGUUCACAGACAGCAGCAGAUAUGAGGAAACCUUCCGGCUCUGCUUCGGUUUAUCUGAAGACCGAGUUGGCGACAUCUGCAAUGCCUGCGUAUUGCUCGUAAAGCGAUGGAAAAAAUUACCACACGGAUCGAAGAAGAACUGGAAUCAUGUGGUGGACGCAAGGGCAGGACCUGGCUUCAAGCUGACAAAGCCCAAAAAAGUAAAGAAUAUCGAUGGGAAGAAGAAAAGCAAGCUGAAGAAGCUACACAAGUUUAAACGGCAAAACUCUGAUGCCCAUAGCACUACAUCCAGCAUGUCUCCCUCUCAGUCUCCCAGCCACAGUAACCAAUCUGAUGACUGUUCAGACGUCGAGACCAAACAAAGGCGCCCAACUCCAGCAGGCUUCUCAUUUCUUGACCUGUCUUACUGGAAAAGACAGAAAGUGUGCUGUGGCAUUGUUUAUAAAGGCCGCUUCGGUGAAGUCAUCAUCGACCCUCGCCUCUUUAAGCCCUGCUGCGGUCCAAAGCAGCACCCGGCGGUAGCAGAUUUACCCACAACCGACUCCCCGUGUACCGCCGACACACUGCCAUCCCCCAUCGCAGAGGACUUGAAGGAGACCUGGUGACCUCGUUGCACUUCUCCCCAAGGCUCUGUUGCGUUGUCUCCAGUGGCAGACUCUACCAAUCCCACUUACUAUAUAAAUGCUGAUUCCUGCCUUUUUGUUCACGUGUUAGAGGGAUUUCCUUUUUUUUUUUUUUUUUUAAGGGGAAGUCAAUUAAAAUAAGUAUGGGCAUUAGUAAAUAUUAUAGAAUCAGGAUUGAAUUGACGGUUUAAGACGUGUAAUCCAUUUUGUCUUUUUUUUUUAUUAUAUUUUUUAUAUAUAUAUAUUUUUGGCACUGUAAAAUAUUUUGCAUUUUUGUAGUGCUUGUAAAUAUUUUUUCUUCUCACAAUUCCAGUGCACCAAACGCUUCCUACCUGGCUCCUAGUUUCCUGUUUUGUAAAUUGAGUUGUUUAUAAAUGUUCAUGAAAUAUGGUGUAUUGAUGUGUCCCUGAUG